AUGGCUUUAUUAAAAGACGAUACAGCAUUUACUCAUGUUAUAGCAAUAGAUUUUGGGACUGGAGCUUCAGGGUAUAAUAUGAGAGUAAUAAAUUUUUAGAUUUGGAUUAGCUCCAAGAAUUUUAGAUAAAGAAGGCAAACCAAGAAUAGAGGUUUUCAAUCCAUGUGAUGAUUCAGAUGAUCAAAAAACUCCAACUGCUAUUCUGUUUGAUAAUAAUGGUUAAUUUAUAGAAUUUGGAUCUUAAGCACUUUAAAAAUAUGCAAAUAUGAUUGAUGAUGGUGAAACAGCCCAUUUGUUUUAAAAUGUAUAAAAUAAUUAUAAAAUUCUAAGUAUAAAAUGCAUUUGUAUCAUAUGCAUAAUUAAGGUAGAUCAUUAGAUAAUCGUGAAUUGCCAUUGAUGAUGAUAAUAAGAGAAACAUUAAAAUAUAUAAGCAAUAAAGCAAUUUCUAAAUUAAAAGAAUAAGUAGGAAAAGUAAUACCUACUAAAAUCAGAUGGGUAUUAACAGUUCCAGCUUUAUGGAGUGAGGAACAUAAAUAGUUUAUGAGAAAAGCAGCAGUUGAAGCAGGUAUAGUAGAUCAUAUAAAUUCUCCAAAUUUAUUGCUUUGUUUAGAACCAGAAGGUGCAUCUAUUCAAUGUAGAGAAGAUGCUGAAUCAACAUUAAAAGAAUAAAUGGCAAAACAUUCGGUUGUAAUGGUAUUAGAUUGUGGAGGUGGUACUGUUGAUAUAACAGUACAUAAAUUAUUAUGCGAGCCAAAUGAAAAAUUUCUAUGUAAUGAAUUAAUACCAUCUUCUGGUGGUUGUGAAUGGGGAUCUAAAUAUGUUGAUCUCUAUUUUGAAGAAUUUCUAAAGGAGUUCUUAGGAGAUAAAUUAUUUAGAUCAUAUCAAUUAAAUGCUAUUGCUCGUUUAGACAUUUUAAGAGAUUUUGAAAUUCUUAAAAGGAAAUUUAAAGGUAAUAAAGAUGAAAAAUGUAUGAUCAAAUUUUCAUAUUUGGGAGAAGAAUUAAAUACAAAUAAAUUAUCUUAAUUAGUUAAAGAACAUAAUUAAAAACAUCCUUCAGAAUAUCAAGUUAAAUUAAAAGGCUUAUCUAAUGUUGAAAUUCCUUCAGCACUUAUGGCUUCUUUCUUUUAAACACUUUUUGAAAAUAUUAAAAAUAAGGUUGCUUAAUUAUUAGUUUAAGUAGAACAGAAAAAAGAAAAAGUAAACUUUAUAUUUAUGGUUGGAGGUUUUAGUGAAUCUCCAUUCUUGAAGCAAGAAAUUAUAAAAAGAUUCGAAAAUAAUACAAUUUAAAUUUUAGUACCAAGAAGACCAUAAGUUUCAGUAAUAAGAGGAGCUUGUUUAUUUGGUUUAAGUCCAAGAUCAAUUACAAGUAGAAUAGCUAAGAAAACUUAUGGAAUAAAUACAUUAACAACUUUUGAUCCAGAGAGACAUCCUAUUAAGAAAAAAGUAAUAAUAGAAGGAGAAGAAUUUAGUGAGGAUGUAUUUGAUGCAUUUGUAAGAAAAGGAGAUGCUGUAGGGUAUUAUUAUAUUUACUAUAAACAUUUAGAUGUGAUGAAGUUCAUACUAAAAUAUAUUGUCCAGUUAGAUCUAGAUAAACAAUAAUGAGAAUCAUUUUCUAUGUAACUGAAAAAAGAGAAGUAGAGUUUGUUGAUGAAAUAGGAGUGUAAUAAUUAGGGGAAUUGUGUAUAGAUAUUGGAAAACCAUUAUAAUCUGUAGAGGAUAAGACAGUAAAAGUUACUCUUUUAUUUGGUAAUACUUGUAUUUAUGCAACUGCCACAAAUAAAGAUGGAACUGAGAUUAAAAACUGUGAAUUCAAAUUCGAAUGUGGGCAAUGA
This is a messenger RNA of Paramecium sonneborni, 1832 nucleotides long. The record is from the annotation of a GenBank genome assembly. Lineage: Eukaryota; Ciliophora; Oligohymenophorea; Peniculida; Parameciidae.